Plectropomus leopardus (leopard coralgrouper) is the source of this 3119-nucleotide messenger RNA. It is a transcript of the gene tp53i13, whose product is annotated as tumor protein p53 inducible protein 13. Gene Ontology annotation, cellular component: cytoplasm. Lineage: Eukaryota; Metazoa; Chordata; Actinopteri; Perciformes; Serranidae. The record is from RefSeq and is a predicted model, not a curated record.
UUAAAGUGUUCAACACUUUGUAUUACUUUGUAUCGCGUUAACUAACCUAGUCUCCUUCUUUAGUUUUUCUUCUUUAGGUAGAAUUUUUGUUUUUUUAGAUAAAGAAAGGUCUUUGUCAGUCGCUCUGUAGCUAGAGGACCAAAGUGCAACUGUGACGACUAAUGUGGUCUAAAUGUGGUUCUGGUCCCACUUAAAUGAGCAUGCCGAGCCAGACGACGUCCCCGCCGCUGACAGUGACUGUGCUGGCCGCGCUGUGGGUCAGUUUGGGUCGGUGCGGUGUCUCCGAGUCUCCGGGGCUGGGGUGUGACAACGGAAAGCUGUCUUUGGAGAGGGACCUGUCUGUGGAUGCUGCUUAUUGGGAUUGUCCAAGGUCUACAUGGCCAAAGUCUACACAGAGACUUCCCAGUAUUGACACAGUCUAUGAUCCUGUGAAACCAGCAAGGCUGGUCUGCAUGGAUAAAUCUAUUUCCUACAACCACACCAUUCCCAACAGUGGAGCACACAGACCAGUAGGGGCAGAGAGUGGCGAGUACUUGUACUGUCCUCCUCAACGGUGGCUCAAUAACUUGCAUCAUGGAGCCACUGUUUUGCUCUACCACCCCUGUACUCCUCUCCACGAGCGUCUGCUUCUGUCUGUCCUCGCCCGGUCCUGUCUGCCUGACUUCAUCAUGAGCUCACAUCCACAGCUCAAUGAACACAUGCCAAUAGCCAUAGUGUCAUGGGGUCACACCUUGGAGCUGCCCACUGUGGCCUCUUCAGACGUCUGCAGUUGGCUGGAGACCACAACAUCUGAGAGAAAUGUUUUUGGUGGUUUGAGCCAGAGCAGGAAGUACAACCUGCUGCUAACCUGGUCGGCCGAGCAGCACCAGCAGCAGCAUGCACACCCAGAGGAACAUCCAGCAGAAAUUAAGGAGUCUUUGAGGCAGUGCUGCGAGCAGACCAUCUCUUCUCUGCAUGGAGCAAUGGAGACAGAACUGGAGUCCAACAUGAAGAAGGAGCGCUCGAAACACAUAAAAGAGGAAGGCAAAAGCAGACAGAUAAGAGCUGCCAUUAGAGAAAACCAAGAAAAUAUGAAGGAUGAUAACAAGAGAAACAAUGCAAUUACACACCAGAGUAACAGAACCACCCCCAGCAGGACAGAGAACGUCCGAAACGAAAACAGCACGCUCAGCUCAUCAACAGAGUCUUCUCCAAGGAGCAGGACUCAUUUACAUCCUCCAGGCCUCAAGGAAGUUCCCUCACAGUCUGAGAUCAAAAAUUUAAAUCAGGGCCUUACAUCCACGUCCACAACUCUGCUGGGGUCAAAUAUGUCUGAGACUAUGGUAAGAAGUGAUUCUUUAGGAUUUAAGGCUCCUGAGUCUCAAAAAAGCAGGCCAGUGUUACAGACAGAAACACAGCAGGCCAUUCCUAAACAUACUGACCUCAGAAAACUAAACCCCUCUUCUGGGUUGAAUCUCCCCACAGAUGGUGUGAACAGUCAGAAGAAUAACACUGUCAGGCCAGAUGCCCUGGCCCUCAGUUUCAAAGAUGAAGGUACUGACUCAACAAAACAGAGAGACAAAGACUCUGUGAAACAGAAAGAAAACGUCUUUAAAGACAAAAACUUUGAUAAAAGCAACACAGCAGGUGGCACAAUGAAGGAUAAUGAUGUAGUAGAUAUUAAAGAGAGAGAGUUGGAGCAUAAGCAAAUACACAGCCACACACACUCUGGACACAAGAUGCCAAAGCCAAAACACCAGAAUUCACAGCCAGCCAGCUACCUGCACAACAAGCACGACUGUGACGGCUGCACAGCAGGCGAACAAUGCAAAUGCAACGAGGAUUCGGGGGCCUCAGCUGCUGUUGUGAAUAAGGGCUUGCCGAGGACCCCCAGGACAGACGAGGCGGUGUGGGCAGCAGCAGCUCUGGGCUUCCUGCUGAUUCUCCUGACGCUGUCAGUGCUUCACACCCGCCUGUACCGGCACUGGAGGACCACACCCAGCCUUUACUGGCACGACCCACAGCAGGACUAUGACAGUGUGGCAGAUGUGAUUCGCAGGAGGCUACGAAUUGCAAACAGGAGGCGAAAAAGAGGCAGAAGACAGGAGUGUGUUCCUCUGCCCAGCUCUUCCAGCUCAGACGAAUAUCCGUAGAAAAAUGAAGGAAAGACCCCCCGCAAUGUCAAGAAUGCACUGAAGUCUCAUUAGUUAGUAGCAUUCCUAAUAAUUAUUCAGUCUACACAUUUUAUAAGCUGUUUGUACCUAUGCUGUUUAUCUGACUGAGCUGGAUUUGGACCACCUCUGUCAAAAAAAGUUGCUGGAUAUUCCUAAAGCUGAAUCUGAAGUGUCUCAAAGCUGCUGAAGGGUCAGUUAGAUUCUUUGUCCAUAUGGAUUGGGUACAGAAUGGUUUCAGUCUUUGCAUUUUUUUUUAUUUUAUUUUUAGAUUGGGACCAUGUUCAUAUCUGCUUCUCCUUGUGAAGAAGGGUACACAGAAAAACGUCCUUUGGCCAUCCAAAAUUCUGUAUUUGUAUUCUGAACAGCCGGAACAGAGGCAAAUGAUGUCUUACCAAAUUGCAUGUCAUCAAUUUUACAUUCACUUGUCCAAACAACAGUCCCAUAAAUAAAAAGCAUCAAAGGAUAUUAACAAAAGAGGCCAGUGUAUACUGACGUAAGCUCUCAAAGCCCUCGUCAUUCAUGUGGUUCUGGAUCAGUCCUUUGUCCCCUCAGGAGAUCCACAUAAACAGCACAUCAAAGAGUCCAAAGAGAUACCCCCAGGUUUGAAUCAGUUACUUGCAAAUUUUUUUUAAUAGUCUGGUACACUUCGCACAGCAUACACGACUUGUCACACUCCGUGUAUUACAAUCAAUAUUAAGUCUCCUGUUUGUUUGUCAACUUUCCUAUCCGAUAAUUGUUUUUAUUGUGCAACAUUUUAUCAGAAUUUGGUUUAACAAGUAGUUUUAUAGUAAUAGGUUGCUUUUACCUGUGAAGGUUUAGUGUGUGAAUAAUAAGUUGCUGUUCUAAGCAACGCUGUGGUAUGUGUUCUCAUUAAAUGGUACGAACGAGAACAACUUUAUUUUGAAAAUGAAUGUAGAUAGAUUUUAGAGAAGGAUUACAAACACAAUAAAUUCUUUGGCCAAAGUG